AUGGUAGUGAGUACGAGCACCCCUAUAGGGGGUUUGACAAAUGGUGGCCAGGUGGUGGGUCCAAUCUUACGCACCUACAAACCCCGCACACCACGAGGAUCCGUCUCAAAGUUCCCCAGUGUCAGUGGUAAGCUUUCGGUGGUCAGUGCCGAUAUUAACUACGAAUCCAUUCCGGGCACUAUCGGUGGUAGUGAUGGUAACAAUAAUUGUGUGCAAAGGGUGCUAGAUUACAGUGAUGAAGGUGAUGAUGAUGCGAAACAGCUAGUGAAGUUUAACGCUGAAAAGCAACCGAGCUCCAAAUGGCCAGAUGGCUUGGAGGCGGGUGCAGAUGUGAAGUGUGCGUACAGAUUUGCCGAUACGGGAGUGCGUACCGUUGGCGAUCGGUUGGAUGGAUCGUGUUCCGGGUCGUCGUCCGGAGUUAUUAUCGGUAAACCGGUCAAUUUGAUGCUGUCAAAGAUGUCGCUACUGUGGAACACGAGCGGUUGGUUGCGGAUCUACUGUGGACCGGAUCGUAGCGAGAUCAGUGCAGAGGAUCGUAGUCGCAUGAUACAUGUGGUCACGACCGCAACCACUCUGGAUGUGGUGAAAGAUAUGAACUUGCCGGCUGAUUACACCCUGUGGGUACAGAUCGGUGGCGGACGGACGCGACGGUUGGAGGAAAACGAGUAUCCACUGUUGGUGCAGGAGGAAUUCUUGAAGUCGCUCGGUUACUUCGACGAGUCGCGCCGGGCCCGGCUCGGUAUCGAUCCGGAGCUUAAGUAUCUGAUCCGGUUCCACAUAGGCCCGGCCGAGAUACCGAUGUGCAAGGGUGUGCUCCGGUCCGGUACGGUGGAGCUGCUGAAGGGGUUGAUGUUUCCGCAGUGGCUUCGCCGACAUCUGGCGAUCGUUGGCAGCAAGUUGAUACUCUAUCCCGGAAAUUCUACCUUUCCACCGGAAGUGUAUGAACUGGCCGGUGCAAACGUGUUCGAGCAUGCACCCUGCGAUAACCGGCUGAUGAUCAAAAUCGUACCAAAGUGUGGCAGUUCGUCCAGUGCCCGGGACAGUCUCGAUCGGGAUUCGUCCAUUGCAAGCGUGGAGUUUAUCGACUGUUCCGGAACGGUUGGUGUGUAUCCCGGAUCGGCGACAGCCACAGGCCCAUCCAGCCAUUCGGCCGAACGUGAAACGGUACUGUUCCUGGGCUUCCGUGAAUCUUGGGAGCGUGACCAGUGGAGCGUCUGGCUGUCGGUGGAUGAACCGGACCGUAGCACCAGCCAGCGGUUGGAUCUGGAUGAUUCCGGGCUGCAGCAGAUACCGGACAUCUUCCUGCAGGCACCGACCGCUGUCGAGGAGUUGCUGGCGGGUCGCAACAAGCUGCAAGAGAUAGCCCUACGUGCAUUGGGCCAGUUUACGUACCUGAAAGUGUUGCGUUUGAACGGGAAUGCGCUGAAAGAGUUCCCGGACAGUCUGUACGGUUUGCGGAGCUUGCGACUGUUGGAUUUGAGUGAGAACGAAAUACGCAGACUGCCGGAUAGUAUAAGUGCACUCAAGAGCUUGGAAGAGUUUACAAUCGAAAGGAAUGAAUUGCGUGAGCUUCCCGACUGUUUGAAAGCACUCUCGAACUUAAGGAUCUUGAAUGCGGCCUACAAUCAGCUGGAACAGUUACCAUCCUUUAUGGUGAACAACAUGCGUUCUAUGACUCUCUUUCAACGAAACGAUUCACUUCGCAACGGACAUCUCCAGCACCAAUCACAGCAAAGGGAUGGGUCCCAAAAAGGCGAAGAAAAAACGAAUAUACCGCUGACGAAGGUGAAUCUGCGUGGCAACCAACUGAAGGGAAGCAUUAUUCUUGGGAACUAUGGUCUCCUAACGCAGCUUGAUGUGAGUGAAAACUCGAUUGAGGUUAUGGAUCUGUCUGCAUUGGACAAGCUGGAAACGAUCCAAUGUUGCCGAAACAAUUUGCGUGAGCUAACGCUGAGCGGACGGAAUCUUCACUCGUUGAUAGCGGGAAAUAACAAUCUCACCAAAAUAUCCGUCCAUGCGACACCGACUCAUCUGAAACACAUGGACCUUAGCUUCAACUGCCUGCAGGAACUACCCGACUGGUUAGUUGGUUGCCACCAGCUCAGAACGCUCUACGCUAACAACAAUCAGAUCCACACAAUUUCGGAACAUCUGCUCAACAACGAGCACGCUACGAUCCAAACACUACACCUAGCGUACAACCGGUUGACCAACUUCCCUCCGAUGGUAAAACGGAAACUUCCACUGCAAAAGCUCUAUCUGCAGUGUAACCUUAUCGAGGAUUUGCCCGAGAACUUCUUCAUCGCAUGCGAACGUUUAACCAUCUUGAACGUGUCGAGCAACAAGCUGAUGACGUUACCGAUCAUUUUCGGUUCGAGCUGUAGUUUGGAGCGGCUGUAUGCUACCAACAAUUCGCUAACCGAUCGUGUGCUGGAUUCGUUGAUUUGUUUGCCCCGUUUGCGAGUGCUUCACCUGGGGUACAACCUGCUUACAACCAUGCCCGAAACGUGCAUCAGCUGCUGGGGUGAUUUGGAGGAGUUGGUGAUCUCUGGUAACAAACUGCGCCAUCUGCCGGAAAACUUAGCAAACAUGGCAAACUUGAGAGUGUUGCGCGUGCACUCGAAUCAGCUACAAUCGGUACCGAGUUUGGGCAGGACGAUAACGCUACGCGUAUUGGAUCUUGCACACAAUCAACUGGACAAAGUAAACAUUGCAUCAUUAGUGCCGCGUAAUCUACAAUUUCUGGAUUUAUCGGGCAAUCGGCAGCUGCAGGUAGAUGCUCAACAGCUACAAGCGUGCAGAACACAGCGCCCAAUGGCACUGGUGGAUGUGUCGGGAAAGAAUCGGCCCUCACUUCCAACUGCUCCCUUACCCUACCAGGAGCACGAAGACUACGAACCCUGCUGGAAGGUUGGAUUUGCCGAAACGAGCGGAUGUCUACCAAAGCUUUGUAUUGCACAACUUCGGCUACCUGCCUUUUGCAACUCCGAGGGUCUAUUCGGUCUCUUCGAUGGUGAAUCGAGCAACGGUGUACCGAACCUGCUGGUGAAAGCGAUCCCGAAAAUUCUGCUCGAGGAACGAACUGUAAAGGAAACGGCUAAUGACUACAUGAAGUACACGCUACUGUCAGCACAUCGAGAACUAAAGCAGCGCGGUCAGCAAGAAUCAGUCAAUGUAACACUCUGUCACAUCGCCCGUAGUCGGCUUCCAACGGAAGCGAUGAGCUAUCUGCCCCAAACGGUAGCUAGUGGCCGUAAGUUUAUCCUGCGCGUAGCGACGGUUGGUGAGAGUUCCGCCGUACUGAUAAAGCACAACCGGUGCGUGCUGCUGAAUAAGGGAAGUCCGACGCGAAAGCUUGGGCUGAGUGCCAACUUCCCAGUUACCGUGCCUGAUCCUGAGGUACAGGAGGUGGUCCUGAGCGAUGCGGACGAGUAUCUGGUGCUAGGGAACCGGAAGCUGUGGGAAGUGAUCACGAUGGAAACGGUUGCGGAAGAGAUUCGCAAGGAGGAAAACAUUCUGCUAGCGGCCAAGCGUGUACAGGACAUUGCCCAGAGUUAUGGGGCGGAGGAGAAUCUCAGUGUGAUGAUCAUUCGGUUCAACAAUCUCGGUACGGAUGUAGAUUUCUUAAUGCGUGAGCUGCGUCAAACGAUCAGGAAGAAACCGACCCUGAUCCAGGGGGGCACAGGUGUGAUAUCGGGGUUUUGUAAGUGUGGUUGUUGUUGCGAAACGAACAACAGUUGCUGUCACUCGGCGGCGGCUGUUCAGUUUGUGCGACAUCCUUCGGGCAGGAGCGAUCGAUCAUCACCCAGUGGGCAGAGUGAUCAAACGAGUGGCAGUGAAACGGUUACCCUGCACGGAUUACCCCGUACGAAGGCUUCGGAUGUGAUGGGAGCAACCACCGGAGGGGGGUCCAUAGUUAGUCGACGGCCCAAUGCUACCUAUCUGGCGAACGAACGGCGCAGUCUGCGUGGUGGGGUAGUGCGUGCCGUUCGGGCGAAAAUCGAGGAAGAGAAAGAAAAGGAAGGUAUGGACGAGUCCGAUUCGGCCAUGUCGGAAGAGCAGUUUAAGUGUUGGGAGUACAUGCUCGAACAGAACACACAGCUCCUGUUCGACAAGGAGCUCAACACCAUCUCGCGUGGGUUUGUAGCUAAAAGGAAUGGAACGGUAGGAAUCGGAGCGUCCGAAACUGGUACGAACUCAUCCGGAUCAUCCAGUUCCGCAGCAAGUAAUCUAACAAAGCUGCAGCUUAAGAACCUCUCUACAAGCUCACCUCAGCUGGCCCAACUGGAGAGCGAUAGUGGGCUAAACUCUUCAUUGGCCAGUGGAUACAGUGGCACGAUGAUGACGACCGCUCGGGCAACUCCAUUCCUUUCGAAACAGUUCGGUUCGACGCGAUCCUUUCAUCCAACUUCCUCCCAGAGCUACUUUAAACCGAUUCAGUACAACACACCCGGUGGUGCAUCCCGUCCGCGACCUAUCAACACCGGCCCUAAUGCGGCCUACUUCGGAUCGCUGCAACGGUUAAUGCCCUACAACCUGGAGUACGACUCAGCUGCCGUGCAGGAUCGUUACGGUUCGAACGGAAAUGUGAUCGAGCGGGACAGUACACUGGAGCUGGACACAAUCGAUCCGGAUGGUGGCCGGAUGCGACAAUACUGGGGUGUUGCUACGACGGAGUUGUAAAUAUAAGCGGACACCAGUUCGG
Anopheles maculipalpis is the source of this 4705-nucleotide messenger RNA. It is a transcript of the gene Phlpp, whose product is annotated as protein phosphatase PHLPP-like protein. Gene Ontology annotation, molecular function: protein binding. The transcript is spliced from 8 exons. Bases 1 to 4683 code for a protein of 1560 amino acids. NCBI's taxonomy places the organism in Eukaryota, Metazoa, Arthropoda, Insecta, Diptera, Culicidae. The record is from RefSeq and is a predicted model, not a curated record.